AUGUUCAAGGUUGCAGAUGAACUGGACUCCGAUGCCAUCCUAUUUAUGAAUGAUUACCAUAUCAAGGAUGUUCAAGGUACACGAUCAUCCCCAGAGAAGUACAUUGAGCACAUUCUUGAUAUCAAAGAGCAGAGCACCUUUCAGGGGAAUAGGCUUACAGGGACACAGAGACAGUCCAGUUGGGACAAUUUGAAUGCUGAAGAGGAUAUUAAUGAUGGUAAAAGAUACCUCAAUCUUAAGCAGGAAUGGUUGUCUCAUGCUCUUGGCUAUAUAGACGAGCAAGUUCAUUUAAGAAAAUUUCAUGGAUUUUACGAAGUUGAAAUUGUUACUCCUUCAAAGAAAGUGACUAAGACAUUUGUUGUUGAUAAAGGUGACAAGCCACUCGUAAUAUCCCCAAGUUUAUAA
Molecule: messenger RNA, 405 nt
Organism: Fraxinus pennsylvanica
Lineage: Eukaryota; Viridiplantae; Streptophyta; Magnoliopsida; Lamiales; Oleaceae
Source: the annotation of a GenBank genome assembly